AAGGCAAGUGUAACCGAAGGCAAACUGUUGCAACAUAGGCAGCUAUGCAAGGCUGAGUCUGUUCGAAAGUACACUUUCUUCUAACAUAGCAGCAAACAGGAACUUGACUUAUAACGCAAAGUCCAUUUGGCUUCUAUAGAAGGGAGUUCCUUAGAGGAAUGUCUUCAUAGAUGCUCCUCCUACCCAUCAAUGAUAGUAUCAGUCUGGGCGAGCUACCUUCUAGUUCAAGAUCCACCUCCUCUACUUGUACAUGUCAGCAAGUCCUUAAACUCUGGCCUAGUGACCCUCGCUCGAGGAAUCCUUCACAUGGGGAUUUCCUGCUUCAGUAAAGACCGCAGCAGACCAACGUGCCGCCACAGUCAGAGUCACCGUCACAAUCGUCAUGGCCAACACCACCAACCGGUGAGGGUUCAACAUUUGGCCGGCGUCCAGUCGGUUCAGCAGAGCAUGCAGAGACAGCAGCCCAGACAGAGUAACGGACGUUUCCCGCCUGGCGGGCGGGGGAACGCUGGACACCCGAAUCUGUCGCCCUCAACGACGACGGGGAUGUCGUCUAGCGAUUGCGAUGACGAUGAGGAUGAGGAUACGUAUGUUGAAGCGCUCGUAUCAAAUACACUUCUUAUCAUCAGGAGAUUAGUGGACAAUGACCCGGAACCACCCUAUUCCAUGCUGAGACUUCAUGACACUGCUGAAAGUGAACGUGGUUGGCUGAGAGUAGUCUUAUCAAUGAUUCGUGUGAUUCCGAUGGAGGAUGGUCUGGGACCUGCUGUAAUAACCCUUCUCAUUGAUGAGUGUCCCUUACCAACGGUGGAAACGAUCCAUAGGCUUUACAGGUCUCUUCGGAUCUCUAAGGAACUGUCUGAGGAGGCCGAGGUAUACGCAGCCAGACAUCGGAACAUCACAACCGUCUUGGGCUGUCUCGCUGAGAAGCUGGCUGGGCCUAAGAGUAUCACCAUGCUGACCAACAACGUCCUGCAGUACCUACUUGCUAACCUGAACCUGAAGUUGAAUCCACAAGUUGUUCUCUUCUCACUGAUAGCGUUGGAGAAGUUUUCACAAACAUCUGAAAAUAAGAUCACCAUCUCCAAUGGCGGCAUAAGACAGUACCUACUCCCCCUUGAGAAGUACGCCUCAAGUGAGAACCUCCUUCUCAGACAAGUCGGAUUCUGUGCUCAGUGGUGUCUGGAUAACCUAUUUGUGGUUGAGGGAAGACCCUUCACGUACGAGUCGGUGUCUUUACAGAGGUGCAACGCGAUGCUGAAUGAUAAAGAUGUCAGUGAAUAUCUGAAGAUAACACCAACAGGUCUGGAGGCUCGUAGUGAUGCCUCAUCAUUUGAAAGUGUUCGGUGUACAUUCUGCGUGGAUGCCGGGACGUGGUACUAUGAGGUCCGCGUCAUUACAGAUGGCGUCAUGCAGAUCGGCUGGGCCACUAAGAACAGUAAAUUUCUCAAUCAGGAGGGGUAUGGCAUAGGUGAUGAUGAGUUUUCCUUCUCCUAUGAUGGCUGUCGGCAGCUUCUCUGGUACAAAGCAAGGAGUAGACAGCAUCGUCAUCCAAUGUGGAAAGCAGGGGACAUCGUUGGGUUUCUGCUGGAUUUGGAACGUCAAGAAAUUCUCAUCUCACUCAACGGGCAGUUCCUGCCUCCAGAAACAGACCUCUUCGAAUCUGCCCAGACUGGGUUCUUUGCAGCAGCAAGCUUCAUGUCUUUCCAACAGUGCGAGUUUAACUUCGGAAUGAAGCCGUUUGCGUUUCCACCUAAUGUGCCGUUCAAAACUUUUAAUGACUACGCAACAAUGGCGGCGGAAGAUAAAGUCAUCUUGCCAAGGCAUAAAAAGAUGGCUUUAUUGCGACACAUGAGCGUCAGUGACAGUGCCUGUAACCUCUGCUUUGACAGGGAGGCAAAUGUUAUACUUAAACCAUGCAACCACAGCGGAGUGUGCAUGGAAUGUGCAAUGCAACUUGAGCAGUGUCAUCUGUGCAGGAGUCCCAUAGAACUACGUGCCUUGCACAGUGUCACAGAGGUCGUCCAAUCAUGACAAAGCGAUUAACAAAGAGAUUGUACUUCAUGUCACCCCAAAUCAACGAAGGCCAAACUGGAAGGGACGGUAAGCCACUGCUUCUUGGCUGGUUAAUUAUAAUCGAGUAUUUUCAGGUAACAUGUCAGGAACAUAGCCUGUGAAAAACUUUCACUCAAGUAAGUGCUUGGGUUUUCAAGAACAUGCCAGUCUUUUGCACUUUCAGUUGUUGGGACUUGCUGUUGUUGUUGUUCUAUUAUUCCCUUUUUUAAAUAAUCCCCUUCUUGGGGACAAGUUUAAAAAAAGAAAAACAUUGCAGGACUAUUUUAUUGUGUAAAAAUCCCUGCAGCUGCGUGUAUGCCUGCAUACAGCACUUGAUCGGUCAUAUAAAGGUAGCAAUGUUUUAAAGUGUUCUUCUUUCAAGAUUUCACCAACAAAUAUUUGUGGGUGGGUCAAAAGAAAAUACUUGGAAAAUCAAACUCGAUUUUCAAUUUGAAAAUAAUUAGGAAUUGUUAUGGAAAUCAAAACGUGC
Asterias rubens (European starfish) is the source of this 2545-nucleotide messenger RNA. RefSeq names its product RING finger and SPRY domain-containing protein 1-like. The record is from RefSeq and is a predicted model, not a curated record. Lineage: Eukaryota; Metazoa; Echinodermata; Asteroidea; Forcipulatida; Asteriidae. The transcript has 14 exons. Gene Ontology annotation, molecular function: ubiquitin-protein transferase activity; protein binding. The coding region runs from base 190 to 2034 and encodes 614 amino acids. Gene Ontology annotation, cellular component: cytoplasm.